This is a messenger RNA of Hipposideros armiger (great roundleaf bat), 6092 nucleotides long. It is a transcript of the gene ELL2, whose product is annotated as elongation factor for RNA polymerase II 2. The coding region runs from base 349 to 2274 and encodes 641 amino acids. Gene Ontology annotation, cellular component: transcription elongation factor complex. The record is from RefSeq and is a predicted model, not a curated record. Gene Ontology annotation, molecular function: cis-regulatory region sequence-specific DNA binding. Lineage: Eukaryota; Metazoa; Chordata; Mammalia; Chiroptera; Hipposideridae. Gene Ontology annotation, biological process: snRNA transcription by RNA polymerase II; transcription elongation by RNA polymerase II; positive regulation of transcription elongation by RNA polymerase II. The transcript is spliced from 12 exons.
UAAGUUGGCGCGUCACCCCGACGUCAGCCUCACUUCUCGGACGUCCCGUCCGGAGAGCAAAACUCCGCGACUUUGGGCUCCGCCCCCGUGAGAGUGGAUGGCAGCCAAUGAGGGCGGUUCUGAGGGGAACGGGGCCAAUGAGACGAGCUCAGGGCGGGGCGCGGGGCAGGAGGGUGGGGCGGGUGGCGGCGGUGGCAGCCCGAGAUCUGGCUGCGCGCAGUAUAUGACAGUACGUCAGCAGCGGGAUGGCCGUAGCUGUGGCGGCGGCUGCAGAAGCCCGAGCAGCCGCGGCCGCAGAGGAGGCUAGUGCCCGAGCGGCGUCGGCGGCGGCACCCCGGGGAGUUUAAGAUGGCGGCAGGGGGGGCUGCGGGCCUGCGGGAAGAGCAGCGCUAUGGGCUGUCUUGCGGACGCUUGGGGCAGGACAACAUCACCGUACUUCACGUUAAGCUCACCGAGACGGCGAUCCGAGCGCUCGAGACCUACCAGAGCCACAAGAAUGUAAUUCCUUUUCGACCUUCAAUUCAGUUCCAAGGUCUCCAAGGGCUUGUCAAAAUUCCCAAAAAUGAUCCCCUCAAUGAAGUGCAUACAUUUAACUUCUAUCUGUCAAACGUGGGUAAAGACAACCCUCAGGGCAGCUUUGACUGCAUCCAGCAAAGGCUCUCCAGCUCUGGAGCCUCCCAGCUCAAUUGCCUGGGAUUUAUACAAGAUAAAAUUACAGUGUGUGCAACAAACGACUCGUAUCAGAUGACACGAGAACGAAUGACCCAGGCAGAAGAAGAAUCUCGCAACCGAAGCACAAAAGUUAUCAAACCCGGUGGACCAUAUGUAGGGAAAAGAGUGCAAAUUCGGAAAGCACCUCAAGUUAUUUCAGAUGCUGUGCCUGAGAGGAAAAGGUCAACCCCCAUGAACCCUGCAAAUACGAUUCGAAAGACAUAUGGCAGCAGCAGUGUUUCUCAGCGGCCAUAUCGGGACAGGGUGAUCCACCUACUGGCACUGAAGGCCUACAAGAAACCGGAGCUGCUGGCUCGACUGCAGAAAGAUGGUGUCAAUCAAAAAGACAAGAACUCCCUCGGAGCAAUUCUGCAACAGGUAGCCAAUCUGAAUCCUAAGGACCUCUCAUAUACCUUAAAGGAUUAUGUUUUUAAAGAGCUUCAGAGAGACUGGCCUGGAUACAAUGAAAUAGACAGACGGUCAUUAGAUUCAGUGCUCUCAAGAAAACUAAACCCAUGUCAGAAUGCUGCCAGCACCAGCCACUCAGAACCUCCUGUAUGUACUAGUAGAGACACUGCAUCUUCUCCUCAGAAACGGCUUUUAGAUUCAGAUUUCAUUGAUCCUUUAAUGAAUAAAAAAGCUCGAAUAUCUCACCUAACAAAUAGAGUGCCGCCGACAUUAAAUGGUCAUUUGAAUUCCACCAAUGAAAAAUCUGCUGCAGGCCUCCCGCCGCCCCCUGCAGCGGCUGCCAUCCCCACUGCCCCACCACUGCCUUCAACUCACCUGCCCGUCUCCAAUCCCCCUCAGACUGUAAACUCUAACUCCAACUCCCCUAGCACUCCAGAAGGCCGGGGGACUCAAGACCUGCCUGUCGACAGUUUUAGUCAAAACGGUAGUAUCUACGAGGACCAGCAAGACAAAUAUACCUCUAGGACUUCUCUGGAAACCUUACCCCCUGGUUCAGUUCUAUUAAAGUGUCCAACGCCUAUGGAAGAAAACCAUUCAACGUCUCACAAAAAGUCCAAAAAGAAGUCUAAAAAACACAAGGAAAAGGACCAAAUGAAGAAGCACGACACUGAGAUGAUUGAGGAGAAGGGAGAGAACCUUAAAAGAGAUGAGGAAAUUGCCAAGCUGAACAACUCCAGUCCGGAUUCCAGUGAAGGAGUUAAAGAGGGUUGCACUGCCUCUACGGAGCAUUCUUCAACAAUGGAACUCCCAGAUUAUUUGAUAAAAUAUAUUGCUAUCGUCUCCUAUGAGCAACGCCAAAAUUACAAGGAUGACUUCAACGCAGAGUAUGAUGAAUACAGGGCUCUGCAUGCCAGGAUGGAGACUGUAGCUAGAAGGUUUAUCAACCUGGAUGCCCAACGGAAGCGGCUUCCUCCGGGCUCAAAAGAGUAUCAGAAUGUUCAUGAAGAAGUCUUACAAGAGUAUCAGAAGAUUAAGCAGUCUAGUCCCAAUUACCAUGAAGAAAAAUACAGAUGCGAGUAUCUUCAUAACAAGCUGGCUCACAUCAAAAGACUAAUAGGUGAAUUUGACCAACAACAAGCAGAGUCAUGGCACUAGAGCUCUGCUUGACCAGAAGAUGUGAAUAAACUUAAGCUUAUUUAUUUAAAAUUCCAAAUGAGUUACUCUAAGAUUCUAAAGAAAUGAAACUUUGCCUGUUAAAAGUUUCUGUAUUUGUAAACUUGAGUUACUUUUUUUGUUUUUGGUUUUUUUUUUCCAUUUUACUUUGCUUCCCUGCAUUUUUGAAGCUGCUUUUUCUGGUCCUUUUACCUCCCUCCAGACUUGUGUUUGUCAAUAGAAGUAAAAUUUUUUAGAUUUACUGGGGAUCCAGUAUCUACACUUCAAAUUAGUUUUUUCUCCCUUAAAAAACUUGUCAUUAGACAUGAUUUUUUUUUUUUUUUUAGAUAUUGGGGAUCCAGUGUCCACACUUCAAAGUUAUGUGUGUUUAAAAAAAAAACAAAAAAAACAACAACAAAAAAACAGUAAUGUGCAAGGUGAAAUGCUUUUGGAUAAACAUAAGCCUAUUUUCUGACGUUUCUUAAUGCGUACUCUUUGCCUUAAAUGGUAGAAUAUUUAGAAAUUUGCACAAAAUACAAAAAAAAAUUAAAGCAUUGUUUUGGAGGGUUAAGAAAUAGGAAGGUGUAUAAGGAUGUAAAUGUGUAUAGCUUCACAUACACACGUGUAUGUACAGGCUGAUCUGAUCCAGAACAGUAAACCCGCCCUGUAGGUUAACCCCCCACUGCAAUGGUUGCCUUAAGGUGUUUGCUAGUUGUGUGCAUAGUGUGGUUAAGCGUUAGCUACACUGCUUCCCCGCUGCCUGGAGCAGCGGGGAAGCACCCUGUGGCCUACCAGCGUCUGAGAGCGUGUGCGCGACCUGUGUGUGUGCAGAGGUGGCGUGGAUGUGAGCGUGCGUGAAGGAAACAAAGCUGCUACUUUCAGUAGGCCAAACGCUCAGGUUAAACAACUGACGAGUGUUACUGUAGGGUUUUUGUUUUGUUUUGUUUUUUCUGUCAAAUUGCUACUUCUAUUGUGGAAGACAAAAGCAUUUCCAUUUCAACAGUUUGUCAGCUUUAUUGUUGGGCAAAAUUGAUAUGUUAUGAAAAUGAAACAUAUAUAGUUUUGGGGCAAAAUUAUAAAAUUAAAUGUGUAGGUAACCUAUUUAUAUACUGCUAUAAAGUAUUUUUUGAAGAGACAGAUGCAAAGAAGCUAUUACCUACAUGAAAUGUAUAUUUAAAGCUUUGUUUUCAUCCUGGGUGCCAGGAAUAUAAAAAAGAGUGGAUAUAUUUACCAUAACAUACUGUGAUUCAUCAAACAGCACAAACUUUCAUUUCAUGGAGUUUAUCUGUUGACGUUGAUUUAAACUAUCACUUGUUUUAUCAUGUGGGAACAUAAGUUAUGUCAAAAAUAUAAGGAUUUUGAACUAAUGUUGAUUCAAGUUGUGUUGUCUUAUCGUAUUGUUUGUUUUUUUUUUUCAAAGUGCUGCCAGUUAAAAAGGGAAGCAUUAUGUUUACAAAUCUGUUUUGAAAUGUUUGCCAAAAUUUUGGUAGUAUCUUUAAUAAAGAUGUUUGUCUCCAGCAUCCAAAAAAUAACUAACUAACUGUGUGUAUCGCUGUAAACCAGAAAAUGUUAGUAUCUAGAAAACCCGAGACAGCAUGUAGAUGAACUUCUCUCUUUAGAGUUCUUCUUAUACAUGAACUGGAAAGAGUAAUAUAGUAAAAGUAUACAGGAACGCACAAAGACUGAAACAAGACCCUGUGCACUAUAACUUUACUGUGGAAGUUAGAUUUCUAUGUAGCAUGGGCCUCCUAGGAAAUUCUAUUUCUUUCAGCAUUGAGACUCCUGGUGCUCUUCCUUUUACCUCAGAAUUGGUACAAUCAUUAUUAAAUGUUCAUCGAUUUCAAACUUUCAGUUGAAAAAAAAGAUAGGAAAGGAAACCUAAUUGGGGAUAAUUCGGUCCUCAUGUGGUUGUGGAGUCUGCUGAGGGCUUUGUCUGUAGGUAAUGACCUCCUCGAUGUCAUUUCUUGGACAUCUCGACCUUUUAAUCAAAGAUUGUGUGCUGCUAUUUGCUGUGAAUGGUGUUUCUCAAAAGCAAGGUGCUUGGACCACUGACAUCACCCAAAUUAGAAUCUCCGGGUACAGGGCCCAGGUAUCCCCAUUUUCACACGUUUCCUCCAGGUGAAUUUUGCAAGCUAAAGGAAGAGAACCAUUGGCUUGGACGUAGUGCUAAACCAUAGGUCUCUAGAUCUCAAAGUCUUGAACUGAAGUUGGACAAUUGGCUUUGUUUUUUUUGUUUGUUUUGUUUUGUUUUAAAGCCCGUGCCAGUCAGCAGCUACAAAUCACUUUUCCCCUCUACACGACGCGAGGCCCUCUCUCAGUUGUUUCACUGCCACCUCUUAUUUCGGAACUUGUUUACAAACAAGCCUCCCAAUUGGUUCAUUGUUAGCCCUUGGAGUUCCUACCCACCUACAUCAGCACAUCAUCUGGUUUACAAAUUGGGUAAUAAUAGAAAUUGGAGAUGCUUUACAGCUAUCCAGCACUGCACACCCGUAGACUUGACCACCAACCUAGAAAAGCCUUAAUUUAGAUGUUUGUUGUGUACAUUGGGCAGAUCCUUAAAAUGUGUAUCUGUCUAUCAGUUGCAGAUUUACAGAGAGCUGUAAAUCUCUGAACCCGCUAUUACCUGAGGCUGCUUCUCUUUUGAAGAUGGGCAUAAGCCUAUUAAAAUAUUUAUAAUUAUCCUUCAUCUCCUACUGCUAUAUUUUUAGAUACUCUCAAAUAAUUGCUGCAGGAAUGGGUGGCCAUUUAGUAUCAGUUCCUCUGUUUAAAGAAUUUAGUUUUUUAAGAGAGGAAGUGUAAAACUGCAUUGUCAAGAUGAAUGAAUUAUAUUUCCAUCACAUUUCACCUAAAAUAAUUUAAAGCACUCUUGAAGAUUUUUACCAACACCCAUAAAUUAACUCUAGAUUGAUUGAGCAGCGGAUUUAAUACAAACCAAAAAGAACACUAACUAGACGUGGUUUUGUUUUUAAUGUGAGGGUUUGGUUUCCUAUUUUGUUGGUUUUUAUUUCUCUUGGCACAGUUUAGAGGGUUAACUGUCCACUGUAAGUAGUGAUAGAUGUUCAGUAUUGGCUCUCUCAAAAGUAAUCGGUAUGGUCAGUUUAUAUCAUUGCUUCAUGCAUUGAUUAUAAAAUUUCAGUAUUUCCUUUCAUCUCUGAUUGAUCUUUUAACCGUUAGAGUUUUCUUUUCCCUUAAAGUAUUUCAUCUUAUUAUGUAUAACAAAUGCAUACUUGCAUGCUGGAAGCAACAUGUUGAAAUGAGACUUAGACACAAAUGGUCCAUUAGUUCCAGCCCUCUGCUUGGUUGCCCUGCACCUUCCAUUACUUUCUUCUUUGUUCUGGGCACUUGGCCGAAACUCUCCAGCCAGCUCACUGUCUUUCUGGCAGUGUGAGUGUUGAGACACGUAUGCUCGGUAUAUGCCUUUCCUACUUUUGCAGUUCUUACAGUUUAUCACUUGCCGGAGUGUUACUAAACCUUUUUCUUACGUGUACUGGAUGAGGGAAACUACAGCCAGCACUUUGAGAGGAACGUUUAGGGGAAGAAUAUUAACUGACACUACUAAAUGAAGGCAACAGAAGAUGUUAUCAGUGUUCUUUGUAACCUGAAAACAGAACAAGGCUGUGAGGCUCAUUUCAAAAUAUUUUGAAGUGUUAAAAAACAUAGAUCUCUGCUGUUUCUCGGUUGUUCCAGCCAAACCAUGUUAGGACUCUCGAAGGUAAAAUGUCACAGGGUCUUUUCAGUUGUUACUGAGCUCAGCAGCUGUGGUGGCCCCUGUUGUUCUACACCAAUUUCAGUUCAAUAAAAAUGUUAACUUUGCAAUUCUG